Molecule: messenger RNA, 6079 nt
Organism: Anarrhichthys ocellatus (wolf-eel)
Lineage: Eukaryota; Metazoa; Chordata; Actinopteri; Perciformes; Anarhichadidae
Gene: zranb3
Product: zinc finger, RAN-binding domain containing 3
Exons: 20
Coding region: 581-3430 (949 amino acids)
Biological process (GO): DNA repair; replication fork processing
Cellular component (GO): nuclear replication fork
Molecular function (GO): ATP binding; zinc ion binding; nucleic acid binding
Source: RefSeq, a predicted model, not a curated record
AGUAGCACGAGAGAUGUUUACUGCUAACGAGCUCGUGUUACAUGAUUACAACAACCCGGUUAGACAAGACAAGAUACUGCAGAUAUCUAAUGUUGCCUUACCGCUUUGCUUUACAAUCGGUGCACAGCCGUCAACCAAGGGUGAAGUAGCUAGUGUUUGUGGCGGAGUGAAGGAGACACGGAGGAGUCGAGCAGGCUGGCAGAGUGCGUCAGAUCCUCACGUCCGAUACGUAGGGUGUUGGAAAUAUGUCACGUCUCGUCGUUGCUGGUGUUGUGGCAGCACGCAUGCUCGCGGUUUGUUUGACAAUGUCGUCAUUUUUUGCAUAUAUCAUUUAACAUUGACGCCUUUUAUUGUUUUAUGUGAUUUGUGAUAACAUUAGUUCGUAAAGUGCAAGGAAGUUGCAUUGACUACUCAGCGUUGACUGACUGCGUGCUGCCCCGGUGAUUUAAACCGAGUGAACCUUACAUUUCCCGUGAAACUUUUUUUCGUGAUUCAGUUCAGUCCGCUGUUUCAUUAACUAUAUUGCUGAGCAUCUCUGCACCGUCUCACCGGGGUCCAGGAAACGGAUGAGACCGUGCGAAUGGAGAUGGACGAUAAUGACCUACAGAGCUCUUGCUGUGACACAAGAUGGUCACAGCAACUGUCGGGCCUUCCUCGCAAGCUCCUGCGGCGCCUGAUGCCUUUCCAAAGGGAGGGAGUGGAGUUUGCUCUAUCCAGGAACGGACGAUGUAUGAUUGCUGAUGAGAUGGGUCUUGGGAAGACGGUGCAGGCCAUCGCCGUGGCGUACGCCUUCCGCCAGGAGUGGCCCCUCCUGGUGGUGGUGCCCUCAUCCCUGAAGUAUCCCUGGAUAGAGGAGCUGGAGCGGUGGAUCCCCGAGCUGCAGCCUGGAGACAUCAACCUGGUGGAGAACAAGAGCGACACAAUGGCUAUCAGCAGCAGUAAGGUGACGGUCCUGGGCUACGGCCUGCUCACCACGGACGCGCGCCCCCUGGUGGAGGCUCUGAGCAGGCAGCGGUUCGCCGUGGUCGUGGUGGACGAGUCGCACUACCUCAAAUCCAGGAACGCGGCGCGGACCAAGAUCCUGGUGCCCCUCAUUCAGGCCGCCAAGCGGGCCAUCCUUCUCACCGGCACCCCGGCCCUGGGUCGGCCUGAAGAGCUUUUCAUGCAGAUUGAUGCCCUCUACCCCAAGAGGCUCGGAACCUGGACUGACUAUGCCAAGAAAUACUGCAACGCCCAUUACAGGUACUUCGGGUCUCGCAGGCAGUGGGACUGUCGCGGGGCGUCCAACCUGGAUGAGCUGCACCGGCGGCUGAGCGAGAUCAUGAUCCGCCGUCUCAAGGCCGAGGUGCUCAAGCAGCUGCCCCCCAAAGUCCGCCAGCGGAUCCCCUUCGACCUGCCUAAGGAGGCCGCAAAGGAGGCCUUGGCCAGCUUCGCCGAGUAUGAGAGACUGAUGAAGGGGCUGGGGUCGGGGGGCGGUGCCACGGACAACCCCUUCACUCAGGUCAUGGGCCUGGUCACACAGAUGUACAAGCAAACAGCCAUCGCCAAGGCGGGAGCUGUGAAGGACUACAUUAAGAUGAUGCUGGAGGCGGAGCAGCUGAAGUUCCUGGUGUUCGCCCACCACCUCACCAUGCUGCAGGCCUGCACCGAGGCCGCCGUUGAGGCCAAGGCCGGUUACAUCCGCAUCGACGGCAGCGUGCCGUCCUCCGAGCGAAUCCAGCUGGUCCACAAGUUCCAGAGUGACCCGGAGACGCGGGUGGCCAUCCUCAGCAUCCAGGCAGCCGGUCAGGGUUUGACCUUCACCGCAGCGAGCCACGUGGUGUUCGCCGAGCUGUACUGGAACCCCGGCCACAUCAAGCAGGCGGAGGAUCGGGCCCACCGCAUCGGACAGACGGCCUCGGUCAACGUGCACUACCUCAUCGCCAAGGGCACCUUCGACACCGUCAUGUGGGCCAUGCUCAACAGGAAGGAAACGGUGACCGGCAGCACCCUGAACGGCAGGAAGGGGUACCUGAAGGCCGACGAGGGCGACCGGGACAAGUGGGAGUUCCUCAACUUCGCCGAUGCGUGGACGCCGAGCAACAUGGUGCUGCCGGUGGAGGGGAACACGGCAGAUGCCAAAGACGACGUGUUCUUCACUCAUUUUGAGAAAGAGAAGCAGCACGACAUCCGUACCUUCUUCUCGCCUGGCGGCAGCAAGGAGAGGAAGAGAAAGAGAAGGGAAGAUGAGGAAACCUCUCCCUCCGUCUCCUCAGAGAGUGGGACAAACUCUGAAAAGAGAGAGGACAAAGGAGAAGAGUCCUGGUCCCAGACCUCGCUCUCAUCCGACCAGGACUUCUCCCCGCAGCAGAAGAGGCCCAGCCUGAGGGCGGAGCCCCGCCCUCCCGCUGAGAGGUGGAGCUGCGGGGCCUGCACCUACUCCAACAGCAGCCUGCUGCCGUACUGUGAGAUGUGCGAGUUCCCGCACUCUCCCUCCGCCGGCGUCCGCUCAGAGCCACCCGGGCCCCAGCAACCCCCCGCGACCCAACGGGGCCAGGCGUGCGUAGUCCUCUCCGGCUCCGACAGCGAGCCGGAGCUCAGCCGGGGAAAAGGCCGGAGUCCAAAACCACGCCAAGACAAACAGAGAGAGGAGGAGGAGGAUGAAGGCAAACAGAAACUGGGAGAAGCAGAGGAGGAGGACAAGCAGCAGCUCAAAGAACAGAGAGCUGCGGCGUCUCCGUCCACCGAUGCUGAUGAUGACGACGCCAGCGGCGCCGGCCCCGCCUACCUGGGCCUGCAGUUCUGUGCCAGCCAGUACACAGACCGGAUAUAUCUGUACUCCAAGGAUGGGACUCCGUUGAACCUGAGCUUCGUCCCCCUGGACAUCAAGCUAACCAACUGGGACGAGCUGCCCGAGGCCUUCCGCCAGUGCCGGGAAAAUCGAACGCAGGUGCUGAGGUUCGUUCAGGAGUGGAGCAGCCUGGCCGCCAUGAAGCAGAAGCUGCUUCGACGCGGCGGCCUCCUCUUCCACAGCCCCACUCUGGGCCUGCAGCAGCUGGCCGCCGCCCAGCGCCCUCACUCCAGCACCAAGAGGUACCUCAGCAAGGACGAGGUGGCCCGGGCCUCCCUGAGCAAGGCCCAGCAGGAGGGAGGCAGCGUCCGCCUGGUCACCAAGGAAAACUUCUUCGCAAAGAGGAGGUCCGCCGCUCCGCUGACGCCACCUGCUUCGGAGAGCCGGGAUGGGGAGUCCUCCAAGACGGAGGAGGAGGAGGAGCAGCAGCAGCAGCCGUCAGAGUCCGGCUUCCUGCAGGCAGUGGACAGUGAGGGUGUCCCUCUGUGUCUGUCCUGCCAGCAGGCCUGCUCCACCACCGGCGGGGCCUGGGACACUCGGUUCUGCAGCCACAGAUAUUUUAAUGGAGGAGAGAUGGAGUCCAUUGGCUGUGCGUUCUGAGGAAACACCAACCUUCAGUAUCAGAAACGCACACAUCCUCUUGAUGUGAGCUACAUAACGUACAUAAGCCAUCUCUUGUCUGUGUGUUUGUGUAGGUGCAAAAAUAAAAGCGCCCUGUACUCUUCUUUCAACCCACCUACACACACACACACACACACACACACACACACAGGUUGAUCUUCCCUCCGAAGGGCCAGCGCCCAGUAAAUGGAUUGCUGGGCCCAUUGAUUUUUAUUUUUUAUUUUUUCCAGUACCAGGCCUCGACCAGUAAGCCUGUUUGAUUUGGUUGGCUGUUAUUCUGCAAAGCCAGCCCCCCCCCCCUCGUCUCCUCACACACACACACACUCCCUCCCUGUGCCGCCGGCAGCUGCAGGAGCGCCGAUCGAUGCGCCGAGCUUUAGAGGAAACAAACUCAGCCACAUGAUAAGACGGCGCAGCGGUGGAGGAGCCUCCAGAUUAUCGGCUCAUUCUUUGGUUCAUACCGGGGGUUCUGGUGUGUGUGUGUGUGUGUGUGUGUGUGUGUGUGUGUGUACAUAUGUGUGUAGGUCUUUAUGUGUACCAUGGGGUCUGUCUCGGUGUGUGCGUGCGAGUAUGUGUAUGUCAGAAUUUUGCCAUGUGUGUAAGGCCUUUAGGUGCCUGUCAGCAGUAUUUAGUUGUGUGUGAGUGUGUAGUAGUGAGGUCUGGUGUUGCAAGGUGCAUGGUUUUGGCACAAAAGCAGGUCCAAUUGACUGGGGAGAGAGAAAGAGAGAGUGUGUGUGCGCGUGUGUGUGUGUGUGUAAGAGACGUGAACUGUGCCCCCGUGAGCAGGCCUGUUCUUCAAAUCUGUUGGGAUCAAUUCCAGCUCGCUGCCUUAAUGUCGGCAGAGUAGCACUCAAAGCAGGAAAAUGGAUUUUUCGCCCUGAACUCUUCCCAUCAGGCUUCUCUCUCUUUCUAAUUCUAAAAAGUCAUCUUUUGCUUCUCCGCUUCCUUACUCUCACACUCACUCUGUGUUCCUUUCUUUUAUUGUCAAAUACGUUUUCUGUUGUUUUUCUCUUUUGGUCUGUUUCUUUUCAGAAUAAAAUAAAAACAAGCAAACAACAUUUUUUUUGGUCCCAGAGUUUUCUCACUGCUAUACGAUAGACACUGUUGUGUCUGCCUGCGUAUGAUUAGUAUAGAUUUAAUGAGUGAAUCGGAAUAUAUGGCUUUAUUUAGAUUUCAUAUGUCCUCAGUAAUCUAUUUAGGUCAACGAGACAUUUGUGCUGAAACACUUUGCUCAGCAAUAACCAUGGGAAGUCACAUAUAACAAUUUCCUAGCAUUUUAAACAUUAUGCUGACCAAAUGACUUAUCAAUUAAUAAAAAUCGAACAAAAAUUUGAGAUUAAUUGAUAAUUUAAAAAAAAUACUCAAUAGUUGCUCCCUUAACUGACCUCAUGACAGGUUAUGCUAACAGUCUACAGCCAUGCUAGCAGCUCUGUUUGGCUGUAUUAGCUAAAUCCAAAUGUCAGCAUGCUAACAAGCUCACCGGGACAACGUCAAGGUGCUGAUGUUCAACUGUUACGUUCACCAUUUACACCAUAUUGGUUUGGCGUGUUAGCAUGCUGACAUGAGCAAAAUAACAAUGCUUGUAUGCUAAUGUUUAGCAGGUGACGUUUCUCAUGUUCGUCCCAGCAUGCUAACAUGUGGUAAUUAGCACUAAGCGCGCUGCCUCGGGGGUCAGGUGAAGUAAGGUUGUAUUUUAAAUGGACAACUUCAUUAGAAGUACAGUCAAAUAUGAAAAUACUACAAUAUACACUACAUCUUUGCUAACAUCUUUUACUAAUAUGCGUUAGCAGGUAAUACUAACCGUGUUCAUCAUCUUAGUUUAGCGUGUUAGCAUGCUAACCUUUCCCCAAUAUUGGUAAUGACACUGGUUUCUUGGUUUUCACAGGACAGUGAUGCUGUGGUAUUUACGUGUAUUAUUGAAUACCAGUUAUUACAAAGCCAGUACUAGCUUAAAACAUUCGUACCAUGUUAUUACCCUGUGGUUUAUUUAACCUCAUUGCUGUGUCUUUAUCAGGCAGACUUACAUGUGCAUGGACUGCCCUUUAUGUAGGCCGAUAACAUUGUGCUGGUUUAUAUAGCCGUCGCUGAGUUAUCCUAGGUGACGGAUAAUAGAGGGUCAAAGUUCACCGUCACCGAUUUGGAGCAAAUUAUUGUAAUCACACUUGAAACCAUACAGGCUUACGUUAACCUCGGCAUUUUCAACCUUUAAACCUUCCUUUCAUUAUUUCCUGUUGUAGAUUUCCACCACUUAUGUGCCUCCCUGUCAUGUGUGCUCCUCAAGAUGUAUUUGUUUCUAUCCUCUUUUAUUCGAAGCGCAUUGCAGAAGUGCCCCUGCGGUGCAGAGAUUUGUUUAGCACGAACGCCUCCGCGCGCUCGUGUGUGUGCGGUGGGAUGCGCAUGCGGAAAAAUAACAAUUUAGGUCACUUUAGCACUCGGAGAAAGACUUGAGCUUCGCUAAAGACAUCACAUCGGUUUAAAAAAAAAAAAAGAAUUCCGGAGUAGAUGGAUGGUGUGGGAGGGCGGCGCAAUCACAGCUUGAUAUUUUUUUUUGUUGGUAAUUUAGAGCGGUGCGAGGAAAAAAAUCAAGCCCGGCACACUGAGACGCUCACUGUUUCUUUCUGUGUGUGU